Molecule: messenger RNA, 3083 nt
Organism: Fragaria vesca subsp. vesca
Lineage: Eukaryota; Viridiplantae; Streptophyta; Magnoliopsida; Rosales; Rosaceae
Exons: 12
Coding region: 1-1686 (561 amino acids)
Cellular component (GO): cytosol
Molecular function (GO): mRNA binding
Source: RefSeq, a predicted model, not a curated record
AUGGCCGACACUCAAUACCAGCGGACUCUCCACAUCGCCAAUCUGCAGGCGUGGAUGGACGAGGCGUACCUCAAGAACUGCUUUGAGGAAUUGGGUAACGAGGAACUUGUUAUGUUGCUGUUGGGCAAGUCUGAAGUUUUAUGGAUUCAGAGUGUUGAGAUUUUUGCUGUGGGAUCCAAGGGUUAUGGAUAUGGAUUCAUCGAGUUCACCUCUAUUGAGAGAGCUCGCAGUGUAUUGAAGAGAUACCGUGGGACAAAAAUGCCUAAUGCAUCCCAACACUUUGUGCUGAAUUGGAGCAAGGGCAAGCAGCCAUUGCCAACCCAAGAUGCAUCCGAAGGAGGUAUACUAGGCAAGGGGCCGUUGACAACGCAAGAUGCAUCUGAAGGAGGGAAUUACAAGCUUGUGGUUGCUGGGGCUUUUCCAAAGGACGUUACUGCUGAAGAGCUGCAGCAGCACUUUAGUAUCCAUUUCCCUUCAUUUAAGGAUGCUGGAGUUCACACUAACGAAUCCCAGGAGUUAUAUGGUGUAAUUACAUUUGCAGAUGAGCAUGAAAGGGAUCUAGCAACAAUUCUGAUGCCUGGGCAAGUUUUUAAGAGGACAGGAGACAGCAAACCACGACAUUUCUUCUAUAAAGAUACAGCUGAUGAGUACAAGAAAGCUGCCUAUCCGGAGGAUGCAGAUCCAAAUGGUUCCACAAUGUACGUUCAGAACUUAAGAAAUGGUGUAUCCGAAGGUUCCUUGCGACUUAAAUUUUCCCCCUAUGGCGAGGUUACUAAAGUCACCAUAAGGGCAAGUGCUUUGAUUCAAUUUUCUGAUAGAUCGAGUGUCAAUAAAGCAUUGCUUGACAUGAACGAUGGCCUCAUUCUUCAGAAUGCCUGUCUUCCAUUUACCGUCAGAAAAUCAAAUGGAAAAGUAAAAGAGUGGAAGCAAAAAGAGAAGGAGAAACAAGUCGUACUUGCUUUCUCAGGGCAAGCGGAUGAGGACAUACUGUUGUCUGAAUCUGUGGGCAGGUCGAGUGCUGAUAAAACAUUGCCUCACAUGAAUGAUGAUUCCGUUCUGCAGAAUUCUGUAGAAUCACCCAAAGAUCUUAACGAGUUACCCCUUGAAGAUGAAGAGUUCAGAACGUGUGAUGAAGAGUUUUCUGAUGAAAAAGUAGCAGAGGAGGGGAAGCAAAAUGAAGAGGGGACAGAAGUCGCAGAUGCUUUGUCAAGGCAAGCAGAUGAAGAAACACUGCUGUCUAAGUUUGUGGACAGGUCGAGUGCUGAUGAAACAUUGCUUCACAUGAAUGAUGAUCCCGUUCUGAAGAAUAGCUUACUUCCACCGACUGUCAGAAAAUCAAAUGGUAUAAAAACGGAUGAACAGAAACAGAGGAGGAGGGAGAAGAAGAAAGGGCAGAGGGCAAGGAAGAAGGAAAGAGAUAAGCUUGCCAAGCAAUCCACUGGAGGGUUGGAGGAAUCAAGAGGGCAGCGAAUCAAUGAAGGGUCGGAGGCAUCAGAAAGGCUAAACACCAAUGAUGGGUUGGAGGAAUCAGAAGGGGAGGAAAGCAAUGAAGGGGAUCAAUCAGUCAUCUCUUGGCUGUUAGAAUUGUGUGUGAGCCUGUGGCAACACUGGUUCAGGCUGGAGGAGAAGCCAGAUGUGAUGCAGCAACAGAGAGCAAACGAAGAAAAGCAGACUGGUCUGCCAUAAGAGCACGGAAGGAAACUAAAGAGAAAGAGAAGAAGUGCUAGAGAGAAUGGAAGAAAAAAGACAACUGAUGCUGAAAUUAGCCUGAAUCCACUGCAGUGCACGAAGCAAACCAAGGUAAAACCCAUCCCUAUGCCUCUUUGGAAAUGCAGAAAGAGAAUGAUGCAGUCUUUGAGGUGGGUGCUUGUUACAUUCUGGUUAUCGUUGUCUUGUCGACAUAUGCAUCAAAGGUAAUUUUCCAGAUAUCAUUGGGAAAUUUCCAUACUAUAGUAGACUGUUCAUUGUAUGAGUUUUUAUGUAUGCUGCAGUGAUUUACUGAUUUACAAAGCCUCCCUUACCAGCUGGUUCAAGUAGAAUUUCAUUGAAUUCUUGUGCAUUUUAGGUUGCCGUUAUAUUUUAGCAUGCGACUUUAGUGUUGUCUAUAGCAGUUAGGGUAUCAUGGUAUUGAGUUCAUCAUUAAAAUUUGACCCCAUAUCCUUAUGUUUUCUCUGCGCGGGUGUUAAUUCCUAUUGCAAAGUAGAAACAGCUAUGAUAUACGUGAAGUUCACUAGCUUCUCAAGAUUCUGCUUUGCAUUUAGGGGUGUUUAAGAACUUGCAACCAAAAGGUUUUCACUUCACAGUCCUGAUGUUCAUGUAUAGUGCAGUAGUCUUAAUUAUGGGUUGAGGUCUAUAGUUACUAGGAGAGCUUAAACUAGUGUCGUUUUUGCUACUUCUAUUAUGAGACUGGUUAUAUCCAACACUUUUGCUUCACUAAGCUAUAUUCAACUUUUACUUUCAACACAUUGUGGCUUAAUUUCCACGUAACCAGAGUCCAAGUAUUAUGUUAGACUUAGUUUAUUGUUCACUUUCAUGUAUGCCAUAUCGCCUUCAUGUGACUUCUGGUUGAGGAUUGAGUUGCCUUGUUUCUCUGAACAAUUUGAGGUAUAUACCAUACGUAUAUUGGUUUGGUUGUUUAAACUUCAUCCCCCAGAUAUCACUAUUACUACUGAAUUAAGCAAUGUUGCAAGUUGAUAUUUCAGUCUGCAAGUUUAUAUUUAAACAAUGUUUAAGCUUGGUUUUCCUAUUCAAGUGAUGCCAGGGGCAUGACAGCUUUGUAAUUAAGGAUUUACAACCAGGCCAGGUUUGUUUUACUCAACCUUAUUUUGUUUUCUUUCUAAUAAGCUACUUGUCUGUUGAUAAAUUGAAAGAGCCACCGUGGGCAAGGUGGAGAUAUGGCGAAGCACCAGAUGAAGCUUCCUAUCGAGAUUCAUAUGUGAGAAUAUCAUUGUUUUGGUGUAAGAGAUCCAGCAAUUUAUCAUUGUCUUGUGUGGUGUUGCUAAUGGUAAUAAAAUCUCUAUCGAUGUUUUUGUUGAAUGAAAGAACAUUAUCCAGAAGACCGUUUAUGGGAGUCUAAUCGUGAG